Messenger RNA from Folsomia candida, 1021 nucleotides. RefSeq lists its product as uncharacterized. Bases 131 to 838 code for a protein of 235 amino acids. The record is from RefSeq and is a predicted model, not a curated record. NCBI's taxonomy places the organism in Eukaryota, Metazoa, Arthropoda, Collembola, Entomobryomorpha, Isotomidae. The transcript is spliced from 4 exons.
UCAUAAAAUCGAUGUGAUGCUAUACAUGCUAGGGUCAGAUAAACCGGUUCCCUAAAUCGGCAGUUAACUCGCUAAAUCUAAUAAGUCAUCAUCGUCAUGAAUCAAACGAAAUGUCUAUAAUGUAAAUAAUAUGAGUCAGUUGUCACAUCACAGGGAACUGCUUGCUGAUAAAACUGCAUUUUAUUUCAGAAAUCAUAGUUUUGAUUUUGUAAAUAACUCUCAUGGCAACGCACGAUUCGUUGGAAAGUGCCCACUCUGUUCACUCCUGUUUCCCGAAAACACAGGUCAGUCACAGAAUUCAGUCGGUAGCAGAAUCGCCAUAAUUUCCAGAUUUGUUCUUGGACCUGCUUUUUGUGAUAUGUCCAGCGAGUCCACACCUCCUGGUUUCCCCCCACUAACACCGUCUCAAAUCAUGGGACCCCCUGGUUUUGCUUGCGACCCAGAGCGAUUCAUGAUGGUUGGAUCAGUUGGUGGAGCAAUGAUUGGAUUUUUCUCUGGGUAUUUCGACCCCAAUCGGAUGCCAAUUCCGCACAGCCCUUUGCCAUCCUCGGCCCCCCAAAAGGCUCACAUCUUCUCUCGGGUCAUGAUUCAAAGCUCGGCCCUUGGUUGGCGAGUUUUCAAGCGGAUGUUUGUCGGGUCAAUUCUCUACCCGGUUGUCGUGUGCCAGCUGCAAGGGAAACGAAAAACUGCCACAGUGCUGCAGUGUGGUGUUGCUGGGUCAGUGUGUGGAGCAAUUUUUGGGCUGAGAGCUGGACCGAUUGGAAUGGUGAAUGGUUCGGUGACAUUCUUCGUCAUGGCAACACUCGUCGAAGGGUAUCGGCAAUUCCGCGGAAUAUAGUUCAAAACCUGAAAUACUUAUGUACCUGAAUUUACCUCACGAUUCUCAAUUUAUUGUGUUCAUUCAUCAAAAUUACAUGUGAUAAUUUGUAUACCUGAAUAAUAUGUCGCUGCAUGAAAAUCUAUGUCAAUGCGUAAUAUACUUUAAUGUAUUUUAAAUGUAAAUGGAAUAAAUAAAGUUUAU